This is a messenger RNA of Arachis stenosperma, 2216 nucleotides long. Its product is annotated as glycosyltransferase BC10-like. Gene Ontology annotation, molecular function: glycosyltransferase activity. The record is from RefSeq and is a predicted model, not a curated record. The transcript is spliced from 2 exons. Lineage: Eukaryota; Viridiplantae; Streptophyta; Magnoliopsida; Fabales; Fabaceae. Gene Ontology annotation, cellular component: membrane. The coding region runs from base 679 to 1824 and encodes 381 amino acids.
UAAGAGCAUAGAGAGCUUGCAGAGAUUAACAAAACAAUAAUCUCUCUCUCUCUCUCUCUCUCUCUCUCUCUCUCUCUCAAACACACACACACACUCUUCCACUGAAAUCUGGCGCAAUUCGGUUGUAGAGAGGAGAAAAGUGUGAAGGGGACCCACCACUUUGUUCCUCAAACGUCUUUCAUUUUGGAAUUAAUUGAACUCUCUUUCUCUCUCUCUAUCUCUAUAUAGCUGGAUUAUUCUCUCAAACAUGGCACCACGGUGAUGCGCUUCUCACGUUUCUCUGCUUUUUGUUUUGUUUUUAUUAUUAUUCCCUUUUGAAUACACCCUGUUUGGUGCCAAGAACAUAGGAAAAGGAAAGUUUUGGUUUUUAACCAUUUAGACAAUUGUUGCUUUUGUGGGGUGCCGGGUUUUUCAUGUUGUAUGAGUUUAUUUGAUCCGGGGCUGCAGGAUUUGAUCUAUUGGUAUGUGGGGGUUUUGAUUGAUUCUCAUCAAUUUUGGAGGUAUACCCAUGUGGCAGAACAGAAUAGUAUGAUAUGCUUGUUUUUGAUCUGGUUUUGCCUUGAAAGGUGAGAAUUUUGAUGAUGCUUUUGAGGUUUGGUUAUGUAUGUGAAGGCACAAGAAGAGUAGACAGAUCUUUUAGAUUUGUUUAGAUUAGAAACUUAGAAUAGAGGAACAAAAAUGCAAUCUAGGUUGGAGGAAGUGAAGGACCCUUCUGCAGCAAGAAUUAGUUCUUCUAGGCCCUUCCCUGUGAGGCUUCUGCAGUUCUUCUUGCUGUUUUUGGUUAUAGGCAUAGGUGCUUCGUUUCUUAGUAUGUACAUGAUUCGCCAUUUUGGUAUUCACAAUGUUGCUCUGGUGCAAUCCACCUUUAGGCCUUGUUUUCAGACACCAGGAACCAUAGAGAGUUUCAUUAUGCCUCCUGUGAAUUUGAUGCAUAAGAUGAAUGACACUGAACUCUUCUGGAGAGCUUCUUUUGAUACGAGGAUCAAAGAUUAUCCGUUUCGAAGAGUUCCUAAGAUUGCAUUCAUGUUCUUGACCAAGGGACCCUUGCCAAUGGCACCACUUUGGGAGAAGUUCUUUAAAGGCCAUGAGCAGCUGUAUUCUAUAUAUGUUCAUUCGCUGCCAUCUUAUACACCUGAUUUUUCACCAUCCUCGGUGUUUUAUAGGAGGCAUAUCCCAAGCCAGGUGGCAGAGUGGGGAAUGAUGAGUAUGUGUGAUGCCGAAAGACGGCUGCUUGCUAACGCAUUGCUCGACAUCUCAAAUGAAUGGUUUAUCCUUUUAUCAGAGUCUUGCAUUCCUCUCCAGAACUUCAGCAUUAUCUACCGAUACAUAUCACGAUCAUGGUACAGCUUUAUGGGAGCAGUUGACGAACCUGGUCCUUACGGGAGAGGACGCUAUGAGGACAGCAUGGCGCCCGAGAUCAACAUCAGCGACUGGCGUAAGGGGUCUCAGUGGUUUGAAAUCAACCGCAAACUUGCCAUUCGAAUAGUUGAAGACAGCACUUAUUAUCCAAAGCUCAGAGACUUCUGUUUGCCGCACAAAUGCUAUGUUGACGAGCACUAUUUCCAGACGAUGUUAACCAUUACGAUGCCUCAUCUUUUGGCGAACCGGAGCCUCACUUAUGUGGACUGGUCGAGGGGUGGUGCUCAUCCGGCUACAUUUGGAAAAGACGACAUCAAGGAAGAUUUCUUCAAGAGAAUCUUGGUAGAUCAGACAUGUAUUUACAAUGGCCAGCCAACAUCCACAUGUUUCUUAUUUGCCAGAAAGUUUGCUCCUAAUGCUUUGGAACCUCUUUUAGAUAUCGCACCGAGAGUUCUAGGAAUUUGAAAAGGAGAUCAGUUUUCGUGGGCUACGUUUUACAGUGUCACCCAAUUAAAUUACAAGAAAGUGAGAAAUCGCGACAGGUAGUUAUGUAUGCCAAUGGCCGACACUGUCAGUAGAAACGAUGCCUGGCUUCGGCAGCGAAUCCUUGAAGCAGUGCUUCUGAUUGGAGCAUGUUAGUUAGCUAUAUCAGCUGACUCCAUCUUAGUCACAUGAUUGAUCUUUGUAUUGUUUCUAUAUGCUGCAGAAAUUUUGAGUUACCACUCCAGCCUUUAGGUGUGUAGAACAUUGAAUCUAAACCACAUUUUACACUAGUAUUAGUUCAAAAUAUAGAGUAGUGUUUUUAUUGGAUUACUUGUUAACUGAAUAAAUAUCUUAGCUUUCUUUUUUCUUUUUAA